Molecule: messenger RNA, 1032 nt
Organism: Penicilliopsis zonata CBS 506.65
Lineage: Eukaryota; Fungi; Ascomycota; Eurotiomycetes; Eurotiales; Aspergillaceae
Exons: 2
Coding region: 1-1032 (343 amino acids)
Molecular function (GO): oxidoreductase activity, acting on NAD(P)H
Source: RefSeq, a predicted model, not a curated record
AUGCAUGCACUUAUUGUCACAGGUCAAGGCCAGGUCUCGCUCUGUGAGCGCCCAUUACCUGAUCUACUGGAAGAUUACAUCCUGGUCAGAACCAAGGCCGUUGCUCUCAAUCCCACCGACUGGAAACAUGUCGACUUUGAAGAUUGUCAGGGGGCGGUGGUGGGCUGCGACUACGCCGGGAUCGUGGAGGCUGUUGGGUCCCGCGUCCGCAAACGCUGGAACAAGGGAGACCGGGUUGCCGGGUUUGUGCAUGGCUGCAAUCCCCUGCGUCCGUCUGGCGGUGCUUUCGCCGAGUAUAUCCUGGCCAAGGGCGACAUUCAGUUCCGGGUGCCUGGCGGGAUGAGCUUCGAGGCCGCGGCAACCCUCGGCGUCGGGCUCACCACCGUCGGGCAGCACCUGUAUCAGUCCCUGGAGCUGCCGGGGCCUCUAGAGGGACAUCCCGGUGGCAGCCAGGGCUCGAUCCUGAUCUACGGAGGGGCCACUGCCACGGGGUCCCUGCUGAUCCAAUGCGCCAAACUGUCGGGGAUGAAGGUGUUGACGACCUGCUCCGAGGGCCACCGUCCGCUCGUUUACAGGUGCGGCGCCGAUGUCAUCUGGGAUUACCAUGAGACCAAUGUCGGUCAGGAGAUCCGCCAACACACAGACGAUGCCCUCGAAUUGGUGUUGGAUACUGUUUCCAGUGGCCAGUCGGCGGCCAUCUGCGCCCAAGCCAUCGGAUCGGCGGGAGGCUGCUACAAUUCUCUCCUUGAUAUUCGCUGUCCACGCGCCGAUGUCGAGAGCCAGGCUCUCAUGGCGUAUGCCAUGAUUGGAGAACCGUAUCGUCUUGCAGGGAGACAGAUGCCUGGCACUGAGGCGGAUCUGGAGUUUGCCACCUCCUGGGCAGAGACGGUCGAUACCCUCCUCGAGACAGGCCGAAUCCACCCGCAUCCUAUCCAGGUGCGAGACGGUGGCCUUGGAGCCAUUCCAGAGGGGCUGCAGCGGUUGCGAGAGGGCCAGGUUCGCGGCUGCAAAUUGGUGUAUUGCGUAGAGUAA